Saccoglossus kowalevskii is the source of this 4023-nucleotide messenger RNA. RefSeq names its product cytosolic carboxypeptidase 1-like. Lineage: Eukaryota; Metazoa; Hemichordata; Enteropneusta; Harrimaniidae. Gene Ontology annotation, molecular function: zinc ion binding; metallocarboxypeptidase activity. The record is from RefSeq and is a predicted model, not a curated record. Gene Ontology annotation, biological process: proteolysis; C-terminal protein deglutamylation; protein side chain deglutamylation.
AUGGCUACUGGCAGUACUGCUACAUUUGACGAUCUGGAAGACUCUCGGUCACGGUUAGGAACUCUGCUUCAAAGUUUAGAUCGUCUGAGCGGUUCUUCAAAUGCUGAAGAAGUUGAACAGCUUCGCUAUGUAACAUCCAGGCUACAGCAACUCGUCGGUGGCCAAGAUCUUUUUAUAGGCCUUUUAAAAGCCACAUGUAGUUCCAUGGACAGUCAAAUCUCCCUGAAUAUAACAUACACUUUAUUGGACCUCUUACUGACUGGGAAACGAUCCUCAACGUUUGUUUCUCGUGGAGCUACCCAGGUUAUUCUUUCUGCACUGAUAACGGCUAACCGAGAGCAGCCAGUGUGCGAUGAACUCGUAGUGGUGCUGCAUUCAGUACUGGCUAAAAUUGGUGUCAAAGAUCGGAAAUUUGGUGUGAAAGCCAGAUUAAGUGGUGCUUUGCCUAUUACACUGGGGUUGGUUAGAGCGCAUACUAAUAAUUUUAAAGUACUCCUUCCGGCUAUUCAAGUACUUAAGAUCUACUCUAUGAAUGCUGUCAACUCAUCAUGUCUAGGAAAAUCUGGUGCUGUGAGUGCAAUGUUCAAAAUCCUUGCAGUCUGUGGUCGGAAACAUCUCAACAUAGUCAAAAUUGCCUUGGACACGUUGGCUCAGUUAGUAAAAUCAAAAAGUAACUCUGCACGUGCCAUUGGCCAGGGUGGUAUGACGAUAUUAUUAACGAUGGCAUUUGAUUGGCAUCGGUCAGAUUCACGCAAUAGACAUUUUAAUCUUCGUAAAUCUAUUCUUAUUGUGAUUAGAAACAUCACAACUCUGAAAUCUGGACGAAAAGCAUUUACUGAGGCGGAUGGAAUUAGGAUACUAUAUGCAGUAGCUCAAGAGAUGUCUGAAGUGCGAGAACUAGAAACCUUAGUCACUAUAAUUAGUUUAAUAUUGAGAAAAUGUUUCCCAAAGAAUCGUCUGCCUGUACAUAGCAUUAAAAGCUCUAUAGCAUAUCAACUCCCUGAAGCUGCAGCCGAGUAUCUACAAAUACCAAUGGAUGCACAAGGCGAUGAUGUAUUGGAUGACAGUGAUGAUCAAGAUGAUGAUUUGAGCAGUGAUGACGAUGAAGAAAAUCAGCAAGAAUUCGAUGACCUUGAUGAAGAUAACAAGAACAAGCUGGAAAAACGAUCAGCAGAAGAUCUUUUCAUGUAUGAGCAAUUCUUUCCUGAGUUACUUGAAUUCACCGAGGAGAAAUAUUUGCUUAAAGAUGAAGAGAAAGUAGAAGAAGGCAAAGAUACAAAAGAGUACAAUGGUAAAUCAUCUUCGACAGUCAUCAUUCCAACAGCCACGAUGGAUUCCAGAACAGUGCACAAUAUGGAUUCUAGAAUUACCUCUAAUCUUGUCUAUAACUCUAAAGAAAACCGAUUCAGUUUGCCAAACUUAUCAAAAUAUAACUACAUGGUUUCGAACAAAUCGUUAGCGGUAAAUGCUGGUGAUCUAUCUCUUAACAUGGGAGGUAUACGCUUAGUGUCGGAUAGUGGAAAUGGAAGCUCUGUAUCAGAGUGUAGUCUCAGAUCUAGUGCCAAUACUUCAGUUGACUCUAGAAGUGUCGACGGUGCUAGUGUGUUCAAUGGAAAAAACAAUAGACGACAUUCAAAAUCUCAUAAUAAUUUACGUGGGAGCCGGUCUCCCAGCAAGGUGCACAAGGUGUCAAAAUCAAUGACUUCUGUCAAGAGUAGUCUUUCCGAGCGUUGUCGUGCCAAUUCACCGUCUAUUCCAAGUAGUCGGUCAAAAGUGGAUUCGGUAAUUGAAAGUUUCAAUCCCGACUUGAUGAUCACGUCGUUAACCAUCCAGUCGUCGGAUAGCGCCAGGACAGACCGAAACAGUUCUAGAGCCGACAAUGCCUGUGAAGACAUCAACGCCAGCACGCUUCAGUCGAAUAAUUACGAAAACUAUAGCAACCCUGAUAUCUUUGUAGAAGUAGCUCACAAAACAAGAAGUGUCCAAGUAUUAACAAAGUUAGCCUUCCCAGAAUUCAAUGGUCAUAUCUCUCCUAUCUAUCCUGAACCAUUCAACGACAGACCAGGAGGGGUACAAAGGAACAUGAUAUUUGAUGAUAUAGAUCGGAUGAUACACCCUCAGAGCAUCAUUGAUAAAGUGGUGUUUGACUUGGAUCAGAUAAUGGGAACUAACCCCUAUUUGAGAAGUGGGAAAUCCAGAGAACCUGCGUACCAGGCUUACAGUUCUGGUGAUAUCAAAAUUAAGAAUUUUCCAUCUCCUGAAGGUACUGACAUGACAAAUACUCUGCAGUUUAACUCUCUCUUUGAAAGUGGUAAUUUGAGGAAAGUUAUACAGGUAGGUCUAAUAGAAUAUGAUCUAAUUUUAAACUCUGAUAUUAAUUGCAAUCACCACCACCAAUGGUUUUACUUUGAAGUAAGUGGUAUGAAAACUGAUGUACCAUAUCGAUUCAACAUUGUCAACUGUGAAAAACCCAAUAGCCAAUUUAACUUUGGUAUGCAGCCAUUGUUGUAUUCAGUGAGAGAAGCUAUAGAGGGCCAUCCAAGCUGGAUCCGUGCAGGGACAGAUGUCUGCUAUUACAGGAACCACUAUUCCCGGAGUUCAGCGGCAGCAGCUGGACAAAAAGGAAAGAGUUACUUUUCCCUGACAUUUACAAUGGUGUUUCCAUAUGACGAUGAUAUCUGUUACAUGGCAUAUCAUUAUCCCUAUACUUACUCUCAGCUUCAAACACACUUGUUCGAGUUAGAAACUAAUCUCAUAGGUAGUGGACACACCAAUAUCUAUUAUAAGAAUCAGACCUUCUGCGAGACACUGGGUGGUAAUCCUUGUCCAGUUCUGACCAUAACAUCCUAUCCACACUCGAGAGAUAAGGAAGGCAUCGAACAAUUCAGAUGCCGGCCAUAUAUCUUUCUCUCUGGUCGCGUACAUCCAGGAGAAAGUAACGCUUCCUGGGUCAUGAAAGGAUCGUUGAAUUUCCUGAUGAGUCAGCAUCCUAUUGCACAGGCUUUACGAGAAGUUUAUAUUUUCAAGAUAGUUCCAAUGUUGAAUCCAGAUGGUGUUAUUAAUGGAAGUCAUCGUUGUUCAUUAAGUGGUGAGGAUUUGAAUCGGCGUUGGCAGGAUCCUUCACCAGAUCUGCAUCCCACUAUCUACCAUACCAAAGGUUUACUCCAAUAUUUACAACUCAUAAACAAGACACCAUUGGUCUAUUGUGAUUAUCAUGGACAUUCUCGUCGUAAAAACGUCUUUAUGUAUGGAUGUAGUAGUGCCUUGUCAUAUCUACCAGAAGACAAUGCUACUGUUUCUAGUGGUAGUUCAGGUUCACGGGAAGAUACCAGUUAUAGGACUCUGCCCAGAAUCCUGUCAAAUGCACCAUCAUUCUCUUUCAAUAAUUGUAGUUUUGUGGUUGAGAAGUCCAAGGAAGCUACUGCCAGGGUGGUUGUCUGGAGAGAAAUAGGUGUUGCCAGGAGUUAUACCAUGGAGAGUACGUACUGUGGGUGCGACCAAGGUCCAUACAAGGGACUUCAAAUUGGAACCAGAGAAUUAGAAGAGAUGGGUAAAAAGUUCUGUGAAGCUCUCUUGAAAUUGCGUCGGACCAGCCAACACAUGAGGCAGCCAUCUAGCUACACAAGUCUGACUGCUCUUGUAGCAACCUCUUUGGAAAAUGAUAAGGAACAGGAAAAUCACAGCCCUGAUGAAGAGAAUGUAGUUGUGCAGCAAGAUGCAGAUUGCAGUAGCGAAAGCCUGGUACAAUUAGACGCUGAUGGAAGUGGUCAGGGAAUUAGUAUCGAAGAAGAUGACGAUGAUGAUGAUGAUAGCUAUGAUGAUUUAGAGUAUGAUGACGACGACGACGACGAUGAUGAUGAUGAUGAUGAUUUGUGCACUGUUUCAGGUUCUGUACAACUUCCACCAAUUGAGAAUGAUAGUGACGACAAAGAUAGAGAAUAAAUUACUGAGAUGCUACUACUGCAAUGCUCAACCGAAGUACAAACAUAUCAGCAGUUUGUAAUUUUUGUACAUUUUAUAAAA